AUGCUAGGUCAAAAAUCGUUGUGUCGGAACCUAAAUAUUGAGCCUCUGUGUGCUUUCCUUCAAUCGAGAAAUUUGGGAAGAAGAGUUCCCAAUCAAGGAAAGCCGCCAAUAUUACCACCCUCACGCAAGGUCCUUUACCAUGUCGUCCACGUCCCGUGGCAGUCUCCAGAAGAUGUGAAAGAACUGCUAUGGAGGCGACAUGUUUACAAUAACGCUGUCAUUUCAUUGAAAGAGGUUUUCCGGCAAGAGAUUCGACAAGCUGAAGCAGCAGGAAAGGGUAUAGAAGCGAUGAAAGAGGAAGAAGACGCUGAGUUUAAUCGUCUGAUUGCUGAGAAUGAUCGAAUCAAUAAGGAAAAGGCGGAAGCCCGCGCUAUCCGCGAAGAAACUGAGUGGAAAAACACUCAACGUGAAAUUUUGAAUGAAAUAGAAGAAGCCUUGGAGAAGCGGCAGAAGAUAGCAAAGGAAGCUACUGAAGAGGUCCGUGCUGCUAUCGCUCGCAGUCGAGAUUUUGUUGACAAAACGAAUCUGGAGGCCAAAAUCAUUGAAGCCCUUGAGAAUCCCAAAGUUUACGACUUUGCUAUCGAUCGGCAAGGCAACAAAUAUUACGAUCCCAAACCUGUGAAGUAUCAAGAAGGAGUCCCUACGCGACAAAAAGGACGACUUUUUGACAAAACCCUUGGAAUUCCACAGAAUUCUGAUGAAGAGGAGCAAAAGCACGAAGGAACAAAAGCCGCUGGCAUUUGAGUUGCAAUUUUGUACCGAUGCCAGUUCUGCUUAACGCUGGGACGCUACGUUGAAUAAAUACACAAGCCGAAAGAUUAGCUCGUAUCAGAUUGCUG
This is a messenger RNA of Cylicocyclus nassatus, 839 nucleotides long. NCBI's taxonomy places the organism in Eukaryota, Metazoa, Nematoda, Chromadorea, Rhabditida, Strongylidae. The record is from the annotation of a GenBank genome assembly.